AUGUCGGCAAGGAAGCUGAAACUAGUUGGAUUCUCAAAGACACAAAUUGAUUUUGAUGAUGAUUCUGAGCUGGCUUCGCUCGUUGCCCAUCUCGACGAAAAAUUUUUCAACAAACGGUCCGAAGAUUGGCAUCUGAAGUUUAUGGACGAAAAAAACAAAGAAGCCUUUGCGAAAAGUUUGGAGGAAUAUCUUGUUGAAUUUGGCAUUGAUUUUUCAAACGAUCCUUCGAUAUCUCGCCUCUAUGUUUGCGACAACUUACUCUCACAAGCAGUAGAUGUAAUUUACAACAAAAAUGAAAACGUUCACAAUUACACGUCACAUCAAGUAAGCAAGUUGCGAGAGGCACGAAUUUCUUCGGCAGAGUCUUCUAAAAAUCCCUUAAACACUAUCGACUGUACAGAAACGAAUAUUCGAACGCAAAUUGUUGAUUUAUGCAAGUCGCUUGGCAUCAUUGAGCAUCCAAAUCCUGAAGUUAUGUUGCGAGCGGCUUGUCAAUUUAUUGAAGAAAACUUGGCUGAAGAUGAAAUAAGGCAGCGGGCCAAUGAGGAGAAAGAAGCGAAGCCAAGGAAUGAAUUCUCUUUCAAAAACUUUCCCGUUGGUCUUGAUGAUCAGAAGGACGCUGCAUUAAAUUCAGCGGCAAGAUGUCUCCGACUUCUUUCCGUUGCUUCUCUACGCGAAACACAAACACGCAUCAACGAAACACUGGCCGCCAUUCAGAAUCUGACAAUGACGGCGAAGAAA
This is a messenger RNA of Mesorhabditis belari, 741 nucleotides long. The record is from the annotation of a GenBank genome assembly. NCBI's taxonomy places the organism in Eukaryota, Metazoa, Nematoda, Chromadorea, Rhabditida, Rhabditidae.